Molecule: messenger RNA, 2213 nt
Organism: Yamadazyma tenuis ATCC 10573
Lineage: Eukaryota; Fungi; Ascomycota; Pichiomycetes; Serinales; Debaryomycetaceae
Gene: ARP6
Cellular component (GO): Swr1 complex
Molecular function (GO): nucleosome binding
Source: RefSeq, a predicted model, not a curated record
AAGUUCGCGCAUCCUAACAUUCACUUACCCUUCUAUAUAUGACAUAUCUUGUGGUUGACAACGGAAGCUACAGCGUCAAGGCCGGAUUUGCCGAGCUGAACGAGCCUACCAUUCAGCACAACGCCAUUUCCAAGGCCAAGGAUGGAAGCCUUUAUAUCGGUAGUGACUACAUAUCUACCAACAACCACAGCGGGUUGAUAUUCAAAAGACCUCAUGAACAGGGUCACCUCACGUCGUGGGAAACAGAAAAACCCGUGUGGGACUACACGUUUGACCUAUUAUCCAAAAAAGAUAUCAAUCCCACCGACUUGGGCUUGGUGCUCACGGAGACGCCGUUCCAGUUACCUCAGCUCUCGAUGAACACAGACCAAAUCGUAUUUGAAGAGUACGGGUUUGGCAGUUACUACCGAUGUAUCGCCCCUUCUUUGGUGCCGUGGACGUAUGCAGGUGAUCCCGACUUUAGUCUCGUGGUGGACUGUGGGUUUAGUGCUACUUGGAUAGUUCCCAUCAUCUAUCAAUCGGUAUACUGGAAGGGUGUCAGGAAAUUACCGAUUGGAGGAAGGGCCUUGAACGGACUCUUGCGAGAAAUAAUCUCGUUCCGGCACUACGAUAUUCUGGAUGAGCCAGUGCUUAUAAAUACCAUCAAGGAAUCCACCUGUUUUAUGGCCCAGGACUUUGGGGCUGCCCUCAAGAAAAAGCUUGCCCACGAAUGUGAGUUUGUUUUACCAGAUUUCAAGACCACCACCACCGGGUACGUGCGGCAGCUGGGCCAGCGUGGGGCGGGAGACCUUCAGAGUCUUGUACUUACAGACGAGAGGUUUGUGGUGCCUGAAUCGCUCUAUAGACCUGAAAUCAUCUUUGAUAACGCUCCGUCCACCAGUGCAAUUCUUCAAACGGCCCCCAUUAAAAACUUGACUGACUUGGUGGUGGAGGCCAUCAUGACAUCUCCAGUGGUUGCAAGACCGUUACUACUGCAAAAUAUCACGGUGGUGGGAGGUACCAGUUUAGUACCCGGGUUUAGUACUCGACUUGAAGAUGAAUUGGCCAAAGAGCUCCCCCUGGACUGGAAAGUACAGGUGGUUUCCAGCGGAGACCACAAGCCCGAUGUGGCCAGCUGGUACGGCGGCGCUGAGUUAUGUCAGAGUGAAAUUAUAGAUAAAGUCACCAUCUCCAAGCAGGAGUACUACGAGCAUGGGUCCAAUUGGUGCCAGACUCAGUUUGGAUUCCGAAACGUUUAAUGUCAUUAUGAAUGUAAAUGUGCUAUGGUAUUAUGCCUCUAUGAGGUGAUUAAAGGUCAAGUACCGACUGAAGACCAACCACCCGUACCGGAACCACACCAUCUGCGAAAAGUGUCCGUAGGCCAUGGCAGCAUAGCUAACACUUAACAUAUUUAAAUCAGAAUAUAUUUUGGUACCUGUAGCAUUUUUGGGCGUGUUGAACAAGCUGAUGCCGAUGUUGAUGUUGAACUUGAGGAUUUUGCUCAACACCAACUGCAGAACGUGGUCCACCAUUAACUCGAUGUUGGUGAGCACCGUGAAAGAGUACUUUUCCAAAAAGUUGAGUGUCUUCAAUUUGUACAUACUUAUAUUUGUGGAUGAUUGCACAAACAUUCGGCAUCCGUGGUACAAAGAAAUGUGGUUGGGGUGGCCAGAGACCCCUAGUUCGUCAAACGUCACUAUCACCACGUUGGACUUUUCACUGAUGUGGUGAGACAACACCUGGCUGAUACGUGAAUGGUCCCACGUCUCGUCCAUACCAUCCUUGAACUCAUCAGCCACUACCACGUCAUCAUGGUGUAGACCUAGGAUCCUGGCUGACUCGUGUAAUUCUCUGCUACGAAUUGGUCCGUAACUUGAGUCUACUGCAUCCCCCACAGACAAACAGAUGAGCUUGAGGGUAUUGUGGUAAAUAGGCUUGGAAAGCUCGAGAAUUGACGGGGAGAAAAACAUCACCUCAUCGUCAGGAUGGCCAAUGACAUAAUAGACGGUGCUGUUGCGGAUUGGCACCGAAUCAAAUGGAGUUAUAGAUGUGUAGGGAUAAACUGGCCCCGAGAAUGAGUUGGCUUUGACCGAUGGAUCACGGAAUUUGGUGAUCGCCUGAGGGAUUAUGGUAGAUAAGAGAACCCAUAGGAGGAACGAGCCGGCUAUCACUCGUACUACUGAUGAGGGAAUAACAAAUAGCAUUAUGAAGUUAAGAUGUACGUCCAUAAACGC